Molecule: messenger RNA, 450 nt
Organism: Helobdella robusta
Lineage: Eukaryota; Metazoa; Annelida; Clitellata; Rhynchobdellida; Glossiphoniidae
Exons: 4
Coding region: 1-450 (149 amino acids)
Biological process (GO): RNA splicing
Cellular component (GO): exon-exon junction complex; catalytic step 2 spliceosome; nucleus
Source: RefSeq, a predicted model, not a curated record
AUGGUUACUCCGGUAAGCAACUUUUAUUUGAGAUAUUACGUUGGCCACAGAGGAAAGUUUGGUCACGAAUUUCUGGAGUUUGAAUUCAGGCCUGAAGGUAAACUACGUUAUGCCAACAAUUCCAACUACAAAAAUGACGUCAUGAUCCGAAAAGAGGCGUUUAUCCACAAAAGUGUAAUGCAAGAGUUGCAAAGGAUCAUUGAAGAUUCUGAAAUCAUGCAAGAAGAUGACAACUUGUGGCCCCAGCCAGAUAGAGUUGGUCGGCAGGAACUAGAGAUUGUGAUGGAUGAUGAGCACAUCUCUUUCACGACAUCUAAAAUAGGUUCUUUGAUGGAUGUCAAUCAAAGCAGUGAUCCGGAGGGACUGAGAACUUUCUACUAUUUGGUGCAAGAUCUAAAGUGCUUCGUUUUCUCACUCAUUGGAUUACAUUUCAAGAUCAACCCGAUCUAA